Molecule: messenger RNA, 897 nt
Organism: Dermacentor andersoni
Lineage: Eukaryota; Metazoa; Arthropoda; Arachnida; Ixodida; Ixodidae
Source: RefSeq, a predicted model, not a curated record
AUUUUCGUUAAUGCUGACUCCUCAGAAGGCUGACAGAGGACACCGAUUCGGGUGAACUUUAGAAGACUCCUUUUACGUGCGUAUGAGGCUCUUGCACAGAGGGUGAGCUGCUGUUUUCUUGAAAUUGAGCUAUCAUAUUCUACAAAAAGCAUGACCACAUUCAAUCAAGCAAGCAUCAUCUUCCUUCUAAUGUGUGUCGAGCGGUGCAUUGCUAAAGCAUGCAGUCAGAACAAACACGUAGUUGACUGCCCAAGCAGUGGGCUCGUCCCUGGAGGCUUCUGUCCUGGAAUGAAUCCACCGGCAUGCGAGAGACCAGAGAAAGUGUGCGUAUGCAUGAGCGGAUAUUUCCAGAGGUGGGAUGGCGCCUGCGUCCCGUACAGGGACUGCGUCUUCAGGGCCUUCAAUCCAGAAAAAUUGCUUAGUCUGGAUGAAGACCUCGUCAUGGUGGGCUUGUCAACCUCAAUAUUUGAGAAGGGCACAUUAAAAUGUUUUGUGUCCACCCUGGUUAAGCCUAUUAAGCACAAGUUCCACCGUCUGGUGACGUACAAAAAAGAAGUAGGGAGUAACUGGCUGAAAAUGCACUUUGACCUAAGGUUCUACACCUCGAGCCACUAUGGCGAAAAACUGCUAGUCAAAGAUGCAUGGAAAUCACUGCCAUACGGAAUGGAGCGUUUUUCAUCUUUGCACGCCACCAAGGACUGCAUCAUUCUGGGAAAGAUGCCUCCAUAUGGACAAAAAACGGAAUGCACCUACUGGGUUCGCAGAAGUGUUGUCGGAAAUCGCAAUUGGCAAUGUGACUUCAUAUUCGAUGCCUUUUGCAAGUUCCAAGCGAUUGUAGUAAAUAAAACGAACAUAGACACUUGCAAAUAAACGCACGAACACUUUUAUAGAAAAUAA